CGGUGUUUGAACUCCGAGGCAGCGCUGACAGCCGCGUGCGACCGGCGUCAUCUUCGCGGCUGUCGCCCCACCUUGUUGAUAACAUGGCACUUACUUAUGCUCACUUGUGGGCCGUCCCAGUUCCGUGGCGUCUUUGAUUUCCUAAUUUCUUCCGUACUUGUUCUCAGCUCACCUAACUUCGUGUUUCUGAAAGAAAUGCGUGCUCCUUUGCAGCGUAAGAAGAGUGAGUCGCGCUCGUCGCCAACGUGCUACAAUUGCAAAUAAACGCCACGAACUACUUGUGUUCUUCGGUGGAUUAACUGCAUUGACGUCGUUGGACUUAGGUGACGGUGGAAAAAAAAUCUGACUGUCAGUUUCUGGACGAACUACCUUGUGAUGCGACUCUGCGUGUAACGUCUUCUAAAGGAAGCCUCGGGCUAGGGAGACCGAUAAAAUGGGACCACCGUUGUUCCCCAGCAAGGACUGUAGACCACCAGUGAAGAUUCUUUGCGUCGGCUGGUUUCUUAUUGGACUUGCCCUAGCAUUGGCUCCGAGACCAGUGGCGGCGAUUUCCGAGCCCCGGGCGCCUCACUUCCUGCACGAGCCGCCAUCGCGCGUCGAGUUCCUGAACGGCACGGGCGCCGUGGUGCCGUGCGUGGUGCACGGCUCGCCCGCGCCGCGGGUCACGUGGUCGACGCGUGCGGGUCAGCCGCUGCACGAGGUCCCGGGGUUGCGUCACAUGCGCGCCGACGGCUCCCUCGUGCUGCCCCCGUUCCGAGCGGAGGACUUCAAGGAGGACGUGCACAGCGCCGUGUACCGGUGCCUCGGGACGAACUCGCUGGGCACCAUUGGCAGCCAUGACGUGCGCGUCCGCGCAGCCUGA
Dermacentor silvarum is the source of this 862-nucleotide messenger RNA. Its product is annotated as Down syndrome cell adhesion molecule-like protein Dscam2. Bases 434 to 862 code for a protein of 142 amino acids. The transcript is spliced from 3 exons. The record is from RefSeq and is a predicted model, not a curated record. Lineage: Eukaryota; Metazoa; Arthropoda; Arachnida; Ixodida; Ixodidae.